UAGACUUAACUCGUGGAUAAAGGGAUAACAGAUGGAUUAAUUAAGAUCAUCACCAUUCCGAAGUUGGUACGCAAAUCGAAAGAGACAAAAGAUGGAGCUUGAGCCGUACAUUAUUUUUGUCAUUUCUACUGUAGUAGGAAUGGCAUGGGGACAGACGUGUACAAUAAACGAAUGUUCUGAAGAAAGCCUUCCCAAGCCGAUGGGAUCUGGUUUAAGCGGAUACACACCUGGUGGAACUGGUUGCUAUGACGACGGGACGCUGGUGACGUAUAUAUGUACGGGUUCGUUGCUAGGUCCACCAACCAGUCAGUGCAGCGCAGGAAUUUGGUUUCCUCCGGUAGGACCAACAUGUGAAGCUGCUAGUGGUUGUUUCCGGCCGCAGCUCCCACCCAACGGCAACGUUACGGAAUACAAAGAUGAGUACGCCCUCUACGACAGGAUCACGUUCUACUGCGAUGACGGGUAUUCUAUCAUUGGCCCUCAGGAAGUCGUGUGUGAUUCGGGAGGGAUAUGGGACCCUUCCAAUAUACCUACAUGUGAAGCAUCUUGCACGGCCCCAUCGAUUCAAAAUGGCGGUCCUAACGGUACUUAUGUCAAUGGUGAGGUCAUCACGUACACUUGUGACGUCAACUAUACUCUCAUUGGAGUGUCGUCUGCUACAUGCCGUGAUGAAUUGUGGGAUCCUACGAAUGUCCCAGAAUGCCUUGAACAAUGCCUACCACCAAUCGUUGCCAACUCGAACUUUGACACUCAGCAGGACCUCUUUGAUCACGGUAGUUCGGUGAUCAUUGACUGCGAUCCGGGGUACUCGACGGGCUCUUCAACCAGCACGACCGUGAAUUGCAACGAUGGGUCAUUGAGUAUGGAGUCGCCUAGAUGUUAUGAGAACUGUUCACCGCUUGAUACCUUCCUGAACGGCCAAGUGACGGGGGAUACGAGUCCAUUCUACCACACUGAGACCGUGUCAUUCAGCUGUGAUACCGGCUUUACGUUGGACGGUGCUACCAGUAUAACAUGCUCCGAUGGGGCUUGGGAUGCCCCACAACCCAUGUGCAUGGAUCAAUGUCCAGUCAUCGUACCCGAAGCAUACAGCGCCUUUUACGGCUCGGCACCGCCAUUUCAACACGGUGAUAUGGUGACCUUUACAUGUUAUAGCGGCUAUGAGAUAUACAAUGGAAGCAUCACUUCAACAUGUCAAAACGGACAGUGGAGCUCAGAUCCGCCAUUUUGUACAGAGCAAACAACGACUACACAAGCUGCCAGCACAAUGAUGGAUUCAAUAACAACCAAGUUACCUUCAACCAGCAUGACGACUUUACAAGAUACAGUUACGCCGUCUACUUCCCAAAGUUCCGAUACGUCACCCGAAGCGGCAUCUACCGACGUCGUCCUUCAAACAGAUAAAGACCUCAAUACAAGCCGUGUCUACAGACAAGUUACCUUCAACCAGCAUGACGACUAUACAAGAUACAACGUCGCCGUCUACCCAAACGUCAACCGAAGCGGCAUCUACCGACGUCCUUCGAACGUCUUUAGAGACCAUUACCGAAGUUGUCACAGAAAUGAAGACCUCAAUACUAGGCGUGUCUACAGACAAUUUACCUUCAACCAGCAUGAAGACUGUACAAGAUACAACGUCACCGUCUACUUCCCAAACUUCCCAAACGUCAACCGAAGCGGCAUCUACCGACGUCCUUCAAACGUCGAAAGUCACCAUGACUGA
Molecule: messenger RNA, 1723 nt
Organism: Strongylocentrotus purpuratus (purple sea urchin)
Lineage: Eukaryota; Metazoa; Echinodermata; Echinoidea; Camarodonta; Strongylocentrotidae
Product: complement receptor type 2
Exons: 10
Coding region: 92-1723 (543 amino acids)
Source: RefSeq, a predicted model, not a curated record